Messenger RNA from Lodderomyces parapsilosis, 2202 nucleotides. RefSeq lists its product as uncharacterized. The coding region runs from base 1 to 2202 and encodes 733 amino acids. The record is from RefSeq and is a predicted model, not a curated record. Lineage: Eukaryota; Fungi; Ascomycota; Pichiomycetes; Serinales; Debaryomycetaceae. The transcript has a single exon.
AUGACCAUAUCAGUAACUCUACCUAAAUCUUCACAAAAGAGACGAGCCAACGGUACUCAAAAAGUUCAACUUCAAUUCGAGGGAAGUGAAGAUUCCGAGCCAAACUCAGCCGUAUCGUUGGAUUUCUCAACACGGAAACUAGCAGUACCCGUCUUCCUGUACAAGGGUCAUGAUUACGUGUUGAUAAAGCAUUUGGCAACAUUGUGGAACUAUUUGUCCUCUUACCAAUUGAUCAUUUUGCUUUCAAAAAAUGGGAUCAAGAAACAAGAUAUUCAUCAAACCAACUCCAGCAUCAAUGAGGCCUUGCUUAAUUGUGGGGCUAUUUCCAAGGAGGAUUAUCAGAAGAGACUAUUUUACAUCUCCUUGCCUUUAAUACAUUCACGGAUCUCUCAAAAAGAUGUGUUUUACAAUGACAAUUAUAGUGCAGAAUCCGGAAAGGAAGACAAUGGUCCACAAAGUACGAUCAGCAAUGUCACGCCUUUGGCUUCUGAGGAAAAGGAUGACGAACCGCUCAUUGACGAUGAAGAGGAAGACGAAGUAGAUGAUUUCGAAGAGGGAAGGGGCAGUGAUGAUUUUGGUGAAGAAGACAUUUUGUCAAAACAAGCAAGACAUCACCAUUCUCACAAACGCGUACACGAUUCAGAGCUAAUUGGUGAUGACAGGGUGACAAUAAGCCAGGUGUUUCCCCAAUAUGGCGUGGUUGAAUCCACCACUCAAUUGAAUCACGCCCUGUUUGGUACUUUGAAUUCCAUGACGAAGUUGAGUUUCUAUAAAUCGCUUCUGUCACCAGGAUUUAGGUUUCUCCCUAACUCUAAACUCAAUUUCAACGAGCGGGAGUUACUUAUGGGAUCUAACAAUUUCCUGGACAUCCAAAUUGAAGAAAGUUCGGACUCUUCAAAGAAACAGGGGCUUCGAAGACCACUCGGCAGAUCCAGGAAAAACAAUAUCCACAUUGAUCCCAACAACCUAGAUUUGAGUGAAUCGGUUGCUCCAGGACAAGGCUAUAUUCCUGAAUUUAGUGUGAGCCAUCUAUGCAAAGUACCUAAUUAUUACAUCACAUCGAAUCAACAAAUGCCCCUGCAAUCUCUUAAUACGAAGAAACUAAACACGACAUCAAACUCGUCGUUUCUUUUCAAUGAUGGAAUAAAAAUGUCGAAAAACAUUCAACAACUAGUUUUCAACAAUGAAACUGACAACUACCAUCAUUCGAAAUAUUUUUAUACUAAGGGCUACCGAGGACCAGGCUCAGGUAAUUACAAAGAUGGUGCAUUGAUGAAAAAGAUCAGCAAGAUACCGAUGACAACCGAUCGUCGAAGGUUUCACAAGAUAAAGCUUUCGCAUAAAGAGAGAUAUAACAAGUCUUUAAAGGGGUUGGCACAUGAAAGGUUCAAUAAACAAACCGUGGAGGGAACACUCGCAGAACAACGCAAAUAUACAGAAGAUUAUUUGAAUCUUGAAAUGUUGCAUAAUAGUGUUCAGUUUAAUUUUUUACUUAAUUCUUAUCGUGAAAUUGCAGAAGAUACGUGGAAUUGUUACUUCAAAUUCAAGCUAUUCGACCUAGAGCAAUAUAAGGCAUUGCAACUGGAAAGAAAUGAAAUCAAAGAAAAAGAACGGCUUUUGCUUGAACACAAAAAGUGGGUCGAGGAUGAUAAAUUGCGUGAAGAAAGACUUCGAAUGAUAUUCAGCGAUGAGCAUGCCGCAAUGGAGAAACUAAAACACGAAUUUGUGGAGAAAAGAAAGGAAUUGGACGAGAAAAGACGUCGUUUGGAAUUGGAGGCAUCUUUCGACAACUCAAUUGGCAAUAUUGAUGAACAGGAUCAAAUUACAGAAAAAUUGGAGACUCUUGACUCGGAAUACAGACGCAAACAAAGUGACUUGGCACGGGACUUUGAUUUAAAGAAAAAGCAAUUUCUUACACCUUUGAAACCUCCGCAACCAGUUGAAACACCACAAAUGGAUAUUGUUUCGAAAUUCGUGUCUCCCGCCAACCAACGUGAGAUUUUGAAACAAUUACCACUAGAAUUGAGAGACACUGCAGAUUUGAGCAAAGAUGAAGUUCCAUCAAUCAAGAAUCCUAUAAAAUAUGUCACUACUUUCCCAACAGGAACCAAUGAUGAAUACUUGACAAGAAUUGAAGUGGUAAAAUUACCCAAUGCAAACUCCGUCGGAUGGGAUAACCUUCGAAAGUACAAAGAGAAUUAA